This is a messenger RNA of Babjeviella inositovora NRRL Y-12698, 789 nucleotides long. RefSeq lists its product as uncharacterized. The transcript has a single exon. The record is from RefSeq and is a predicted model, not a curated record. The annotation marks the transcript as partial. NCBI's taxonomy places the organism in Eukaryota, Fungi, Ascomycota, Pichiomycetes, Serinales.
GUGCUCAUUUCAGAACCAAUACUCGGCUCCUUUCAGCAUAUUACCACCAAUAUUCAGGAUAACAUCCCUCGCAAAUCCAGUAAUCGGCUCCACUCAGUCUAUAUUCCCGCUGGUAUGGGCGAUCCAUUAACAACAAUGCUUGCUGACAUCGAGACGCAAGAGGAGUCCGACUUCCAACAUGAAUUGGACGACUAUUCAAGGGCAUAUCUGAAGUUAUUGGAACCCCACGAGGUUGCCACAGCUUAUACACCCACCGGUACAUUGUACGAUGACGUUGAAUCAGCCUACAGCGACAUCUUCUCCAUCAAACAGUCGUCCAUCGCCUCUCCCAUUUCGAUGACAGACUCAAACAACGAAAUUAGUAUUGCCACCUCUGUGAGCUUGAAUAUAAAGAAAUCGCCGAAGGUGAAGGACUUCCGAGUCGACUCCAAAUGGGCCAGUUUGUACUCCAGUUUAGGGAGAAAGGCCUUGUCUAAUAAGUUUCAGGAAUAUUUGAACGAGGAAAUAUCCGAGAACACCGGUGAGUCCAUGGGCAAGGAAAGUCUUCAGGUAUCUAUUUCCUUGGCUGGGAGGUCGGUGCUCGUUGGAGUGGAGGAGCAAACAAAUGAUACCAGUCUGUCCAUGAAGUCGUGCGGGCGAGUGGUUGUAAAGGGUGUGGUUUAUGAUUUCAACAUGUCCUCUGAGGAGCUUUUUGAUUAGCUCCUCAUCUUAGACUGGCUUUUAUUGGUAUGGUGUUCACAUCUCUUCAUUCUUCUGUUCUUGGUUGUGGUCAACCGGUUUUUCUCCCUG